AUGUCACCUCAGGAACUUGCUGUAUGGCUCUGCAGAGAAGGGGACCACCAUCUCGCCCAGCAGGAGUUACCAAUAGCCACUGCGUUCUACACGGCUGCCUUCAGCUGCAGUGCCCCCACAGCAGUACAGAAAGUGAACUCCUUAGACAAAGGGCUCUGGGAGAAGGUGAUAGCCACCCUGGAGAUGUGGUGCAAAGGCAAGAAUCAGAUUCCCAAGAUCCACAGCAAGAACUUGGCCGUUGUCUCCCUCAGUGUGGGAACAGCUGCCAUCUUUCUGUCCACCCUCAGUCCUGACAAUGUGGUAUCCUCAGUAUAUAAACUGGAGACCCUGCUCAGGCAAGGAUGCUCAGAGGAGGUGGUGAGUAAAUGCAAUACCCUGCUCAAGGCUAACCCAAAAUAUUCAAUGGAACUGCUGUUGCUGAGGGCGUUGGCCUGGGUGCUCUCAGGGACACAAGUUAGGAAGGGAGUUGCAGACUAUAUCCAAGCCUUUGUGAUGGAUCGGGCUGAGGCCGUGGCCUAUGUGUGUACGAGGCAAAGGGAACACCUGCCACAGGUCAUCCAGGCCUUCUCUAAUUAUCUCUCAACAUAUCAGAAAGAAAGCCCAGACUGCAAUUCCUUGGACCAGUGGCUGGGCAACUGCUAUGACUUCCUGUCUGCAGUGGCACCGAAUGAUAUCUGGGUUUGCAGGGUGCAGGCAGCUUACCUCUUUAAGAAACGCAAAUUUGAGGACUGUGUGGCAUUUUGUAGCAAGGCCCUCGAGGGCUUCUCAGCUGAUAAUAAUCUCAGAGAUGAGAAAGCUUUGGGUCUGCUCUUGGAACGGGCUGCCGCGUAUUUCUUCUUGGGUGGACGGAUGCAGGAAAUGAUGCAGGAUUUAACAGAAGCCUUUGCAGCAACCCCUGCCCAGGCAAUGAAACACUUUGAAGAGCUUUUCUCACCACAUGACACUGAGAAGAUAGAAGAACAGGCUAGAACUGUCCUGGAGGUGAAGUUUGCAGCGUACAGGGAGGCUGUGCGUACUCGGGCUGAACUCAGAGGCAAUCAUGGUGCUGAACUGCUCCCUUCUGUCAUCCAGACAGUCCAGUUCCUCCUUCAGAUCUCCCCAGGGUCCAAACGUGAGCUCAGCGUUCGGCUAGCAGACUGCCAUCUCCUGCAUGGACACAUCAGAACUGCCCUGGACAUCUGUGACCACCUCUUGGCAGCAGAGCAGAAAACUUACUACAAUACUCUCUUAGCAUUGCGAGGUUUCUGCUCCCUCCAUGCUCAUGAGCAUCAGCAAGCCCUGCAGGACUUUCAAAGGGUCAUUGAGCAUGAUUCCCCACAUCCUAACAGCUGUAUUAAAGCCUUAUGUGGGCGUGGGCUUAUCCGGAUUUCUGGUGGCAGCCGUUACUUGACAGCCCUGGAUUAUAUCACAGCUUGCCAGUUAAAAGUGGAAGAAACCAUCUUCACAGUCAAGUCCUAUGUGCCGUGGAACCAAAGAGGACUGCUGGUAAAGGUUCUCCAAGAAGAAGGACAGAAGAUGCUCCAGAAGAAGAGAGAUGCCCCUGGGGUCUACCAGCUGGCUUCUCUCUUGGUGGAGCUGGAUGCUUCUGAUGAAGCAUCACAGAUCCUUUGUGCUGAUGCCAUGUACCAGACGGGCUGCGUAGAAGAAGCUCACAAGCUCCUCUUACUAGCACUCUCCAGAAAUCCACAAAGUUCUCCCAUCCUGGCUAGACUCGCACUGCUGCAAUUGAAGAAAGGUUUCACAUAUGACGGCAACCAGCUGCUAAAGAAAGUGAUCAGAAUUGGAGAUACCUCCUGUCUCCUGCCAAUCAUGGACAUUUUCAAAGAUGAAGACAGGAAGUUGAUGCAAACUCACUGCCAUUUCAGAGCGCUGACCAUCUUGAAGGACAAGCAGGAGGAUGCUGACAUCAAAGAGGCCAUUGCCUACCUUUCCUUUGCCAUCAUUGCUGCAGGUGGUUAUGCUGAAGAUUGCCUUCUCACCAGAGCUCGAUGUUAUGGGCGCCUUGGUCAGAAGAAAACUGCUAUUUUUGAUUUUAAUGCCAUCCUAAAAGAGGACCCUAGGAACGUGCAAGCUCUGAGUGGACGAGGAUUCAUCUACCUUGCUCUGAAGCAGCAGAAGGAGGCAGUGCAAGAUUUGAUCUCGGCACUGAAGGUGGAGGCAGGAGUAGUGAUCCCAGCAAUCCUGUCUUUAAAGCACGAAGCCCAAGGGUUGAUCACUCAAUGGCUCCUUCAGCAUGGCAGGACUGCGUUAACUGAGCUUGUUGCUACUAAAGACUUUUCAAAAGAAGAAACCCUCAGGGAUCUUCUUGUGAUUGCAAAAGCACUAAUUAAAAUUUGCAAGGAUGCACAACAUCACAUCUUCUACACAGAUGUUUUGAUAGCAAAUGGAAUGUAUGAAGAGGCCCUUGAUCACCUUCAGGAAGCAUUUGGCCACUUUCUUGCUGAUGACUUUGCUAGUGCAAGACUAGCUCUGCUGCAGCUGAAGAGGAGGAACAUGGCAGCGGCAGCUCACUCGUUCAGCAUCCUAGCUAAGAGAGAUGAAAGGGAGCUGGGGUUUCUCCUGAACUUCGUAGACGCUAAGCAACAGCAGCACCUCACUCAGGUAGCAGCCCAGGAAGGAAAUGUGCUGAUUAAAGGAUAUCGCUAUGAGAAGGCUCUUGGUUAUUAUACCCUGGCUGUCUUGACAAGCAAAGAUAAUCCAAGGUAUCUCAGACAGAGGGCUGCUUGCCUUAGGCACCUGAAAAAAUACGACAAAGCUUUAAAAGACAUGGAGAAAGUGAUCCAGAAGCACGGCUGUAACAGCCUUAAAACACGUGUUGAGGACCACUGCUCGAAAGGACACCUGCUGUUGUCAAUGGCUGAGGAAGAAGCAGCAGUUAAGCAGUAUAUUGAGGCACUGCAGUUGGAUGAAUCUAUGGCAUUAUGCAGCAUCAUGAAUGGCCCUGGCAGUGAAAUUUUAACCAAAACAUUUCAUAAGAUUGCACAACGUAAUUUCGAAAUGCAGCUUUAUGAAGAGGCCUGGAAAAUUACAGAUUACGGUCUUAAAAUUGAUAAAAAUACAGAACUUAAAAAGCUGAAAACAAGACUUAAACGAGAGGCAUCAAACUGUAGCAUACAUUAA
Molecule: messenger RNA, 3120 nt
Organism: Grus americana (Whooping crane)
Lineage: Eukaryota; Metazoa; Chordata; Aves; Gruiformes; Gruidae
Gene: TTC34
Product: tetratricopeptide repeat domain 34
Exons: 7
Coding region: 1-3120 (1039 amino acids)
Molecular function (GO): protein binding
Source: RefSeq, a predicted model, not a curated record